Molecule: messenger RNA, 447 nt
Organism: Ostertagia ostertagi
Lineage: Eukaryota; Metazoa; Nematoda; Chromadorea; Rhabditida; Trichostrongylidae
Source: the annotation of a GenBank genome assembly
UUCUACGAAGGGUUAACUGAACACGAACGAGCUCGCCGUAUCCAGAACUACGGUACAUUUGAGGGUGAUCUACAGGCUGUUGAAGCGCGAAAUCCGGCAGGGUCCGACGUAGCAGCAGACUGCUUACAGUGGGUGUCAACACAGUUUCUACUGGUCGCCUGUCAAUCACAUCCUGUUCUGUACACCAUCGGCUUCUUCUGUAUAUGGUCUUUGCUGAUAGUUUACUUUAAGACCAGCUUUGGAUUCUUCUGUCGUAUUGCGUAUCCGUUCUGGCUAAGCUUGAUCAUCUACACAUCAGUGGUGAUCAUCUCGUUGUAUGUGUAUCAGUUCCCGAAUUUUCCUGCCAUCUGGACUAGGUGGACCGGCUUAGACAAGAGCUGGAAUGACGACAUCGGCUUAAUCAACUACAGUAACGUUGGCGAAUCCGGGUAUACUCGUACUCAUUUU